This is a messenger RNA of Oryza sativa Japonica Group (Japanese rice), 3233 nucleotides long. RefSeq names its product probable glutamyl endopeptidase, chloroplastic. Gene Ontology annotation, molecular function: serine-type endopeptidase activity. The record is from RefSeq and is a predicted model, not a curated record. Gene Ontology annotation, biological process: proteolysis. NCBI's taxonomy places the organism in Eukaryota, Viridiplantae, Streptophyta, Magnoliopsida, Poales, Poaceae.
CCCUUUUCGAGGAGAAAUAUCCGAAGGGUUAUCGCUGGUCUUGUGUCAAGUGCCAGUCACUCAGUUCAUCCACAGCAAAGCGCACAGGCAUAGCAGCCUCCUUCCCCUCUUCUUCUUCUUCAGUAGUGGAGUACAUGCUACCUCUGCUUCAGCAGCACAUGGGAAUCACCCAUGCCAACUCCAUCACCACCGAGCCUUCUCCUUCUCCCCGCCCGCCGCUUCUUCGCCUCUUGCCCCAGCCUCGCCGCCGGCGUCAUGCUCAUGCCAAACACAUCGCCCUCUUGACCAACUGCAAGUGCGCCUCCGCCGCUUCCGCUUCCGUGGAGGAAGACGACGUAGCAGGUGGGUUGGGAUAUCGUCAUCCUCCAAAGCAAAUACAAGAAAUCCUUGAUGUUCCACCCAAUCCCAGUUACCUUAUUUCCCCUCGCAGAGAUCGGAUCAUGUUCCUACAGCGCACAGCCAUGCCUCCAUUAUCUGAGCUUACGAAACCAGAAAUUGUACUUUCCGGCAUACGCAUUGAUCCUGGGUCUAACAUGAGGAGCAGAAUGUCGUUUUAUACCGGCAUUAUUAUCCAUGACCUGAUGGAUAGUGGAACUUUGGGUCCAGCAAAAGAGGUCCAUGGAUAUGCUGAUGGUGCAAAGAUUAAUUUUGUGACAUGGUCACCUGAUGGUCAGCACAUGGCAUUUACUGUGCGCUACGAAGAUAAGGUGGACAACAGCGUCAACUUGUCACUAUGGGUUGCCAAUGCAGAAUCUGGAGAGGCUCGGCCACUCUGCAUAUCAGAAGACAUAAGAUUGAAUGCUAUUUUUGAGCUAUUUGUAUGGGUGAAUGAUUCUACCGUAUUGGUCUGCACUAUUCCUUCGUCACGUGGUUGUCCACCAAAGAAGCCAUUGGUUCCUUUUGGUCCUAGGAUCCGCUCUAAUGAGCAUAAAAAUGUAGUUCAGAUGAGAGCCACAAAAGAAAUGUUGAAAGAUUUGCAUGAAGAAGAAUUGUUUGAUUACUAUGCAACAUCACAGUUAAUACUGCUCUCACUGGAUGGGACAGUGAAGCCAAUUGCCCCACCUGCGAUAUAUACUGCUCUUGAUCCUUCACCAGAUGAGAAGUAUCUGAUGCUCACUUCUGUCCACCGGCCAUAUUCUUCUACUGUCUCGUAUAAAAGGUUCCCAAAGAAGGUUGAGCUGUGGACAGUUGAUGGUACAUUUAUCCGUGAAGUUUGUGAUCUGCCCCUAGCUGAAGAUAUUCCAAUCACAUCUGGUAGUGUCCGUAAGGGGAAGCGUUUAAUCAGUUGGAGGCCUGACAUGCCUUCAACAUUGUAUUGGGUGGAGGCACAAGAUGGAGGAGAUGCAAAUGUUGAAGUCUCACCACGCGAUAUAGUAUAUAUGGAGCUUGCAGAUCCUUUAAAUGGCGAGAAACCUCAAGUCUUGCUUAAACUUGACCUUCGGUAUAGAAGGAUCUCUUGGUGCAAUGGAUCACAGGCACUGGUUUAUGAGCAUUGGUACAGGACACGCAGAACAAGAACAUGGGUUAUCUCUCCUGACUGCAAAGAUGUUAGCCCACGGGUAUUAUUUGAAAGAUCUUCAGAAGAUGCCUAUUCAAAUCCUGGUUCUCCAAUGAUGUGCAGAACCCCUGCAGGCACCUUUGUCAUUGCAAAAAUUAAGACAAACUAUGAAGGAACCUACAUCUUGUUGAAGGGAAAAGGUGCCACACCAAAAGGAAGCAUCCCUUUUCUUGAUCUUUUGAAUAUAAAUACGGGAGUGAAAGAGCGGAUAUGGGAGAGUAGCAAGGAAAAGUAUUAUGAAUCUGUUCUUGCUCUGAUGUCCUAUAAUCCAAAGUGUGAAAUCCAGCUUAAUCAUUUAAAGUUGCUUGUAUCAAAAGAGUCAAGAAUGGAACCUACCCAGUAUUAUAUCAAGGCUUGGCCAGAUAAAACUCAAGUGCAGAUCACAAAUUAUUCCCAUCCAUAUCCGCAACUGGCAUUGCUGCAGAAAGAAGUAAUCAGAUACCAGCGAGUGGACGGUGUUAAACUCACUGCUACAUUAUAUCUGCCUCCAGGCUAUGAUCCAUCAAAAGAUGAGCCUCUUCCAUGCCUAAUUUGGUCGUAUCCUGGAGAAUUUAAAAGCAGAGAGGCUGCUGGCCAAGUCCGUCGCUCACCCAAUAAAUUUGCACGCAUCAGGAGCAACUUUCCUCUUCUUUGGUUAGCUAGAGGGUUUGCUAUUCUGGCCGACCCAACAAUCCCUAUAAUUGGUGAAAGAGACCAAGAGGCUAAUGAUAGGUACAUAGAGCAGCUAGUUGCUAGUGCAGAAGCAGCGGUAAAUGAAAUUGUAAGAAGAGGGGUUGCUCACCCUGACAAAAUAGCUGUGGGUGGUCAUUCAUAUGGUGCAUUUAUGACUGCUAAUCUCUUAGCUCACGCGCCUCAUCUUUUCUGCUGUGGAAUUGCCCGUUCUGGAGCGUACAACAGGACACUGACUCCAUUUGGUUUUCAGAAAGAGGUACGGACACUCUGGGAGGCUACCGAUACCUAUAUUAAGAUGAGUCCCUUUAUGUCAGCUAACAAAAUCAAGAAACCAAUUCUACUCAUUCAUGGAGAAGAUGACAGCAAAGUAACAACAGCAAUGCAGUCAAGUCAAUUUUAUGAUGCUUUAAAAGGUAAUGGUGUGCCAUGUCGUCUUGUGAUUCUCCCAUUUGAGAGGCACCACUAUGUUGCAAGGGAGAGCGUUAUGCAUGUAAUUUGGGAAACUGAUAGGUGGCUGGAGAUGUAUUGUGUGAGUAACUCUAGGAACAUCCAAGUUAUGGAAUCCACUGUUGAUACAACAUGGUCACUUGCUUGUGAAGCUCUAGCCUUGUACUUCACCAAAAUAUAUAGUCUGAGCAAGCUGGUUCACUUGGCCUUUGCUCAAAUUUUCCAUCAGGAAGUUAAAAAAUAAUGUACAGUGAUAUCAAUGGGCUACCAUUAUCAUCUGCCUCGUGGUAAAAUAUCUUAUUUGGAGCAUCUCUACUGAACUAACCUUUAUCUACAAAAAGUAUUAUACCAUCAAGAUAUGCUACAUAGAAUAGAAAUUAUGUAUUUCAACUACUGCACCGUGCUGCUUUAUGUUUAUAUGAUUUCACUUAGUGUGUAAAACUUGUAAUAAACAAUUAUGGCUUUAUGCAUCUCGGGAGGCAAUUGUUGGAAUAUUAUUAUUCCAUUAUUAUUCCGUUAUAAUUAAACUGAAUAUAUUGAAUGCAAGAUUUCUACA